Molecule: messenger RNA, 1643 nt
Organism: Diospyros lotus (date-plum)
Lineage: Eukaryota; Viridiplantae; Streptophyta; Magnoliopsida; Ericales; Ebenaceae
Product: 2-oxoglutarate-Fe(II) type oxidoreductase hxnY
Exons: 12
Coding region: 74-1069 (331 amino acids)
Source: RefSeq, a predicted model, not a curated record
AACAGAGCCUUGAUAGUAUUGGUGUAGCCUCUUGGCUUGGCCUUUAGGCAACGAACCCCAAGCAGAGAAAGAGAUGGCGAGUGCUCUCCUCCACCUUCCCAUCAUAGACCUCGCCUCUACUGAUCGUCUCUCUACUGCUAAUUCCAUCCGUCAGGCGUGCACUGAACAUGGUUUCUUUUACCUCAUAAAUCAUGGGGUUGAGGAAGAGUUGUUAAAUAGAGUGUUCGAUGAGAGCAAAAAGUUCUUCUCACUCCCCCUCGAAGAGAAGAUGAGACUGGCUCGCAGGGAACAUAGGGGUUAUACACCACUCUAUGCUGAGAAACUUGACCCUUCUUUAGGAAAUAAAGGGAAGAUGAUUGACAAUGCUAAAGAAAGAGAAGGCCUAUAUUAUGUGGAAGGUUCUGUUGGUGACUCAAAAGAGAGUUUCUAUAUUGGUCCUCUGGGAAGCAUUUCAAGUUAUAGUGAUCUUAAUCAAUGGCCUUCAGAAGAAGCUCUGCCAUCUUGGAGAUCCAUUAUGGAAACUUACUAUGAAGGAGUAAUGGCUGCUGGAAAAAGAUUAAUGUCUCUAAUCUCUCUGGCUUUAAACUUAGAUGAAGACUUCUUCGAGAAAAUAGGGGCUUUUAAUCAACCAAUGCCACUUCUUCGUCUUUUACACUAUCCAGGGGAGUUGGGGCUUUCUGAUGAAGAAAUAUAUGGUGCGUCUGCUCAUUCAGACUAUGGAAUGAUAACUAUUCUUGCAACAGACGGUAUUGCUGGACUUCAGAUUUGCAGGGAAAAAUCUAAACAACCACAGGUUUGGGAAGAUGUGCAUCAUGUCAAAAGGGCCUUUAUUGUCAACAUUGGGGACUUGACAGAGAGGUGGACAAAUUGUUUGUUCCGGUCCACGUUGCAUAGGGUGAUGCCAACUGGACAAGAACGUUAUUCGAUUGCUUUCUUCCUGGAUCCAAAUCCGGACUGUGUGGUUGAAUGCUUGAAGAGUUGCUGCAGUGAUUUGAAUCCUCCUAGAUUUCCUCCCAUCCGCAGUGGAGACUACCUGAAAGAGAGGUUCCGGCUUACAUACGGUUCAUAGGUUUGAGUUCACUCCUGCUGCCUCUAAUCUGCCAGGAUCUGUCUCUAGAAUGUUCUUAUGAAAAUAUUUAUGAUAUUUACAAUAGAAGUUUCUAGAAUGUUUGGGGUGCAGCUGUCUAAAAGUGGCCCAAGAGCCACAUGAAUGAUGAAAUUGCUUGCACGCCCAAUAGACAGCUCACUAAAUCAUCUGAGGGCGGGGUAACACUAGCAGCAGGGUGGGUGGGUGGCACAAUACUUAGUGGCAAAGGGGGUUGGCGUGUUUGGGAUUGGGGGUGGGUCUUAGUUGAAGAAUCAUCACGUGUCUUCCUCUACUAUUUUUAAGUUUUAAGAGUAGUAAAGGAGUUGAUAAUAAUAAUAACAAUGCUAUGUUUAAGACAAGAAAUUAAGCCUCUUCUUCCUUUAAAGUUUAAAUUACAGCCAGGCCCCCCCAUCCAUCCUUUGACCCUCAUAUCUCUCUCACCUAACGUCUCUUUAACAUUUCUAUUUCUAUUUUAUUUUAUAUCUAAAUAUGGAAUUUUUGUAUCUACUUCUUGUUGUACUUUAUUAUAUAUUAUCUUAUCUUUUAUUUUUGUAUA